AUGACUACCCCUCAACCGGUACCCACGAACACUUCGUUCGACAUAAAGCAAGCGACAGCCAUCGUACCAAUGUACGAUGGCUCAGCAGGUAAUUUAGAAGCGUUCAUUGAUGCAAUAAACCUUCUUGAGGAGGCCUUCACUAAGGCUGAACACAUGGGUACAGCCGUAAAAUUCAUUAAAACCAGACUAACUAAUAAGGCGAGAUCAGGCUUGCCAAGUGACUUGAACAGUCUCCAAGCCAUCGCCGCAAAUAUUAAAGAACGAUGCAAAAGCUAUGAGAAACCAGAGUCCUUGAUUGCUAAACUAAAGCAAAUCAAGAAAAAAGCGUCAACUGUUGAUUUCUGUGAGGAAGUAGAAAACCUCAUACUUAAGUUAAAAAGCCUUUAUUUGGAACAAAAGGUUCCAGAAGACGUUGCAAAUAAUAUGGCAACAAGAGUUGGAUUGUGUCUCGCGACGAUGGGGCAAGCAGACUUACGAAUACAUGAUUUGAGACAAAAUCCUGUAGUAAUUCUUCCAUUAGGACCAGCAAAGAUUAGUCACAAUUAUUUGAGUAUUGACCAUCCCAUUGAGUUAGACCCCAUCGAAGAAGUUGUAAAUCACCUUUUCACAAAAGUUCAAGUAAUUGUAACGCAAGAUCAAAUAUUAAGUCCCAUGUUAAAAGCAAAAAUAGAGGAAGUUAUGUUAACGUUCAAAAAGCUUAGUCCAAAGAACAAUAUAACAAAACGAUGGGAUAGUUUAGGUAAGGCCUGGAAAUACAUUUCUGGGAGUCCUGACGCUGACGAUGUAAGAGCAAUCAAUUCGACAAUCAACAGUACUGUCAAAGAAGAAAAUAAGCAAAUUGAAAUAAAUACAGGAAUAGAUUCUAGAAUUAGGAAUACAACUAGAGCAAUUAACGUUCUGAUAUCCAAUCAGGGGAACCUGACAUCGAAGAUCAACGAAGGAUUCAAUUCAGUCAACUUGCUGUACAACAUAGGCGUGCUAACGCAGCAAAUCGAAACCAUCGAGGAAGCAAUAACUUUGGCCCGCUUCAACAUUCCUAGCAGUCGUUUAAUCAGCCUUACCGAACUAACCGUUGCACGAAAUUUCCUAAGAAAUCAAGGACUCGACGUGACUAUGGCAGAGCAAGUAUUGGAAAUCGCAAAAUCGUAUGUCGUUACCAUUAAAAACUCGAUUAAAUACACUCUGAGGAUCCCAAUGCUAGUAAACGAAAUCUUUAGCCUUUAUCAAGUCGAAUCAGUCAUUUCAAACGGAACUAGGAUUCACCUUCAAUAUAACUAUCAUUUGAACGGAACAACCUCAUACUCUUCGAAAACCAUUCACCCCAACCACCGGGUUGAAGUUGAACUUGACUACCGAGAGUACCCACGGCAAGAUAAAGUUUCUACAUUGGCUAUCCUUCGGUUCAAUAUCGCUAACAUCGCUCUUGGCAAUCGGAAUUAUCGUCGUAUGGAUCAUCAAAAUAUUAUCCCGACGAAAGGCAACAAUAAUCAUCAAAGAGGACCAUUAAGAGAAGACAAGCGAGACUAA
Molecule: messenger RNA, 1527 nt
Organism: Toxorhynchites rutilus septentrionalis
Lineage: Eukaryota; Metazoa; Arthropoda; Insecta; Diptera; Culicidae
Exons: 3
Coding region: 1-1527 (508 amino acids)
Source: RefSeq, a predicted model, not a curated record